Messenger RNA from Malania oleifera, 5981 nucleotides. Its product is annotated as endoribonuclease Dicer homolog 3a. Gene Ontology annotation, molecular function: protein binding; RNA binding; ATP binding. NCBI's taxonomy places the organism in Eukaryota, Viridiplantae, Streptophyta, Magnoliopsida, Santalales, Ximeniaceae. Bases 746 to 5803 code for a protein of 1685 amino acids. The transcript has 25 exons. Gene Ontology annotation, biological process: siRNA processing. The record is from RefSeq and is a predicted model, not a curated record. Gene Ontology annotation, cellular component: nucleus; cytoplasm.
UUGUGAAUUCUUAUGACUCGUAGGCGUAAUCAGAGGAGACACAGACAGAGGUGGUGGGUUCACCCUACGACGGUUGCCGCCGCCAAAUGAUUGGGGCUUGUUGGUCACGCGCCGGUUGUGCGCGGGGAAUUGAAGUUGCCGAAGGGGCUUUCUAAAAUAGUUGAGGCCUCUGCCGUCUACGCUCUCUGCGGCAUUAGCCCGCGAGUGUCACUCGCUAAAUCGGUGCAAUUAAAUUUCGAAACCCUCCCCAGUCCCCAGUUCGUCCUUUUCCUCCGAAAAGCACGCAGCUGCACUGACCUCCGCCCUACUUCUUCUGGGUUUGAUCUUUUGCCCACUUGAGGAAUGUAUUCUUCUCAGCUAUUGAAGGCUCUGCUCUGUGUAAUAAAUAACUGAAGAAGAAGAAGAAGAAGAAGAAGGAAUUGCAGCAAGAGAAAGGGAUUUUUUUUAUUGAGGGUUAGGGUCAGAAUCGUGCGGUACGCAGCACGCUAUGCUCGUUCGUCGUGGUUAUUUCUCUGUUGGUGUUUAGAGCUUCAAUCUUCAUGCUUUUCCUGUGAUUCGAAGACGAAUAAAAGGAGGGAGGUGGGGUUUGGCUUUGUGGUUUGUUAUAUGGGGAUUUGCCAUUCAUUCUGCGAUAUAUUUCCUUAUUUUCUCUUUCGGAUUAUACCAUAAUAAAUAACCCCAACCCCCUCAUUCUUUUUGCUACAAUUAUUAUUAUUUUCCCUCGUCAAUCCUCAGCAACAAAAGCAUGCAUUUAUCGGAAGUACAACCUCCUGUCCUUCCUCCUUUUCCUUCUUCUUCUGCUCCUCCUCCUAACCCUCUGAAGCGAAACUUUGAUCGCAUGAAUUCUAAAGAAGAAGAAGCAGAGGCAGCAGCAAUGUCGGUCGAUGCCUCGGACUUCAACCCCAGAAGUUACCAAUGGAGGAUUUUUGAAGUCGCAGUCCGGCAAAACACAAUUGCCGUACUGGACACCGGCGCCGGCAAAACCAUGGUUGCAGUGAUGCUUAUUAGAGACAUCGGCCAGACUAUCAAGUCGGCCUCUGAUAAGAAAAUCAUAAUAUUCUUGGCUCCCACUGUUCAUCUAGUUAAUCAGCAAUAUGAACUCAUAAAGCUUCAUACAAGUCUUCAAGUAGGAGAAUACUUUGGAGCAAUGGGUGUUGAUGAAUGGAAUUUAACUUGCUGGGAAAAGGAAAUUAAUGAACAUGAUGUGAUGGUUAUGACACCCCAAAUUCUAUUAGAUGCCUUGAGGAAGGCAUUCUUGAGUCUGGAGAUGGUAUGCUUGAUGAUACUUGACGAGUGCCAUCGUACAACUGGUAAUCAUCCCUAUUCAAAAAUAAUGAAGGAAUUUUACCACAAAUCUAGAAACAAGCCCAAGGUUUUUGGAAUGACAGCAUCGCCCGUAAUUAGAAAAGGUGUCUCUUCUGUCGUGGACUGUGAAGACCAAAUCUCAGAACUUGAAAGCAUUUUGGAUUCCCAGGUUUAUACUGUUGAGGACCGAGCAGAACUGGAAACAUUUGUUCCCUCUGCGAAAGAUGUUAAUAAAUUUUAUGACCCAGCAUUGUUUUCCAAUUCAGAAUUGAAAAUGACGUUGGGCUCUUCCUGGUCAAAGUUUGAUGAUUUACUGUUUAAGAUGCAAGGGUCUGUUCCGGGUCAUUACAAAGACAUGGAUGAUAAACUUAAGAUGUUUCGGAAGCGAUUGUCCAAUGAAUAUGCCAAGAUUUUGCAUUGCCUUGAUGAUCUUGGUCUGAUAUGUGCAUAUGAGGCUGUUAAUGUCUGCAUAGAGAAUGCCUCUAAUGCCCGAGAGGACUGUGAGUUUUAUGGAAAAUGUUCUUUGCAAUAUAAAUAUUUCCUGGAGGAAAUGUUACAUAUAAUUGGGGAAUCCUUGCCACCUGGAAAUAAGGAUCUUCUGGAUAUUGAAUUUGACCAUGCAAAAGCUGUAAAUGUGGGCUAUAUAUCUCCAAAGUUGCAUGAACUGCUGCAAAUUUUUCAAUCAUUUGGAGUAGAUAGUCAAGUCUUGUGCCUCAUAUUUGUUGAAAGAAUUAUAACAGCAAAAGUAAUUGAGAGAUUCUUGAAGAAAAUCAAAUUUUUGUCACAUUUUACAGUCUCAUUUUUGACUGGAAGUAAUUCAUCUGUUGAUGCACUUGCUCCAAAAAUACAGAAAGAAACUUUAGAGUCAUUUCGCUCUGGAAAGGUGAACUUAUUAUUUGCAACUGAUGUUGUUGAGGAAGGAAUUCAUGUACCAAACUGCUCAUGUGUAAUACGUUUUGACUUGCCCAAGACGGUUCGUAGUUAUGUCCAAUCACGAGGACGGGCCCGGCAAAACGAUUCUCAAUUUGUUAUGAUGCUUGAGAGGGGCAACAUAAAACAUAGAAAUCAAUUAUUUGAUAUCAUUAGGAGUGAGCGUUCGAUGACAGAUACAGCAAUAAACAGAGAUCCCAAUGUUUGUAUAUUGAAAGCAUGUAACAUUAAAGAAUCAGAUGCAUAUAUUGUUGAUGCAACCGGAGCAUCUGUUACCUCAGAUUCCAGUGUAAAUCUUAUUCAUCAAUACUGUGCAAAGCUGCCUGGUGAUAAGUAUUUCACCCCGAAGCCGAAUUUUCAGGUUUCAUUGUUAGGAGGGUUAUAUGAGUGCCAAUUAACAUUACCUUCUAGUGCUGCUUUCCAAACAAUAGUCGGCCCUUUAUGCAAGAAUUCUCAUUUGGCAAAGCAGCUUGCUUGUUUGGAAGCAUGUAAGAAGCUGCAUCAAUUGGGGGCUCUUGAUGAUCGACUUCUUCCUGCAGUUGAAGAGCCUUCAGAAAAUGAUUUCAUUAUUAGAAGCAAAGAGUCAUCUAGUGGUGCAGGGACAACAAAAAGGAAGGAAUUACAUGGGACAACUUGCAUUCGUUCAUUGUAUGGAACUUGGGGAGACACUGGUGCCAAUUUUGAGGCUUAUAAAAUGGACUUUGCCUGCAAUGUUGUUGGCGAGAUAUAUUGUGGAUUUGUUCUUUUGCUCGAGUCUAAGCUAGAUGAUGACGUAGGAAAUAUUGAAGUUGAACUUUAUUUGCUCUCAAACAAAUUGGUUAAAUCAUCUAUUUCUUCAUGUGGAGAAAUACAUCUGGAUGCAGAACAGGUGAUGAAAGCAAAAUAUUUUCAACAAUUGUUCUUUAAUGGCAUAUUUGGGAAACUGUUUCUUCGAUCCAAAUCAUCUGAAACACGGAGAGAAUUUUUACUUAAUGCAGAAAAUGCAUCAUUAUGGAAACCAUCAAAUAUGUAUUUGCUUUUACCACUUGAGUCAUCAAAUAUUUCAAGGCAUGAAUCUUGGAGAAUAAAUUGGAAAGGAAUCAACUCUUGUGCUUCUGUUGUAGAAUUUUUGAAGAAAAAUUGUUGGCUGGGUCCUGAGCAUUCUGGUGGUGGUGGGGGAAAUUUGUUAUCAGGUAGGGUUGAUAUGGUUGAUGCAAAAUGUAAAAGCCCCAGCAUUAUACACCUUGCCAAUGAUUCUGUUCAAAUUGACAACCUUAAGGAUAAGGUGGUCCUGGCUAUUCAUACCGGAAGAAUUUAUUCCAUUCUAGAUGUAGUAGCUGAUUCAUCUGCUGAGAGCCCCUUUGAUGGAAAUACUGAUGCUGUCCCUUCAAAUUAUGUUACCUUUGGCGAGUACUUCGACAAAAAGUACAGGAUUGUGCUGAUGUAUCCAGGACAGCCAUUGUUGCUGUUAAAGCAAAGUCAUAACCCUCAUAACCUUCUUGUGAACUUCAAUGGUGAAGGUGUUUCCUCAGUUGGGAAAAAGUUGCAAGCUGGACAAAAUGUGGCCGCUGACAAGCCACAAAAUCAUGUUCACAUGCCACCUGAACUUUUAGCUGUCAUUGACGUAUCCAUAAAUGUUCUAAAAUCACUUUACUUAUUACCAUCGUUGAUGUACCGACUGGAGUCUCUGAUGUUGGCCAGCCAGCUUAGGAAAGAGAUUGCUCGUCAUUCCACCAGCUUUCAUAUACCAAGUGCAUUGAUUCUAGAAGCACUUACCACUCUUAGAUGUUGUGAAGACUUUUCAAUGGAGCGAUUGGAAUUGCUUGGGGAUUCAGUCUUGAAGUAUGCUGUGAGCUGCCACCUAUUUCUUAAAUAUCCUGAGAAACAUGAAGGACAGCUAUCUGCUCGGCGUUCAUGGGCUGUCUGCAACUCAACCCUUCAUAAAGUGGGAACUGAUUGCAAUUUGCAGGGGUAUAUACGAGACAGUGCAUUUGAUCCCCGUCGGUGGAUUGCACCAGGGCAGCGUUCUAUACGUCCUGUUCCUUGCUUGUGUGGAGUGGAUACCUUGGAAGUCCCUUUGGAGAGCAAGUUCCAAACUGAAGACACAAAAGUUGUGGUUGGGAAAUCUUGUGAUAGGGGUCAUAGAUGGAUGGGUUCAAAAACAGUAUCUGAUUGUGUUGAAGCCCUCAUAGGAGCAUAUUAUGUUGGAGGUGGAUUGGUUGCAGCACUUUCUUUGAUGAAGUGGUUUGGUAUUGUUGCUGAACUUGAGCCCUUGUUAGUAGAGGAAGCCAUAAGGACUGCAUCUCUCCGAACUUAUUUCUCAAAAGUUAAAGAGAUCCAAAUCCUGGAGUCAAAGCUUGGGUAUGAAUUCUCUGUUAAGAGUCUCUUAUUGGAGGCCAUAACACAUGCGUCUGAACAAGAAUUGGGAGUUGGCUACUGUUACCAGAGGCUUGAAUUUCUUGGUGACUCUGUGUUGGACCUGCUUAUUACACGGCAUCUUUAUCACAGUUAUGCAGAUAUUGAACCUGGAGAGUUGACUGAUCUGCGUUCAGCUUCUGUUAAUAAUGAAAAUUUUGCUCAAGUUGCUGUUAGACGAAACCUUCAACCACAUCUUCAACAUUGUUCUGGUUUUCUUCUGAGUCAGAUAACAGAAUAUGUGAAGUCAGUUUCUGAUUUUCAGGACACCAAGUCACUCCCACCUGUGAAAGGUCCUAAAGCUCUUGGUGACUUGAUAGAGAGCAUUGCCGGGGCAAUACUUAUUGAUACCAAGCUUAAUUUAGAUGAAGUGUGGAGAAUUUUUAAGCCGUUAUUGUCUCCAAUUGUGACCCCUGAUAAACUUGAGUUGCCUCCACUGCGUGAAUUGAAUGAAUUAUGCGACUCUCUUGGGUACUUUAUAAAAGAAAGUUGCUUAAGCAAGGAUCAAGUAGUGCAGGCUGAGCUCAAGGUACAGCUGAAGGAUGUUUUAUUGAUUGGACAGGGAUGUGGGCGAAAUCGAAAAGAUGCCAAAGGUCUUGCAGCUCUUUAUUUGUUGAAGGAACUGAAGAAUAGAGGAAUUUCACACUCCCAGUCUGCUUCCAAGAGGAGAAAACAGAAUCCGGACCAUGCUGUUGUUUCCUCUACCCACAAAUUUGGUAGUGUCUGCUGCCAAACAGAGGAUGAAGAUUCUUCAGAGCCAGUACAGCAUAAAAGGCAGAAGAAAUUUGAAACUCAGACUCCUACAAAGCCAUCCAGAGUUCCUCCCACCACCAAUGAUGGUUCUGCAACCCUAGUUAUUGCGUCAAUCAAAAUGCAGAAAGGAGGACCUCGAACAUCCCUUUAUGAUUUGUGUAAGAAGCAGCAGUGGCCAUUGCCUAGUUUUAAAUCAAUAGAGCACAAAUCAAGAUCUCCAAUUGAAUUUGUGGAAGGCAAUGAAACAAGAAAGGGGUUUAGUAGUUUUGUAUCUAGAAUAUCCCUGAUCAUACCCAAUUACGGCACCAUUGAGGGCACAGGAGAUCCUAGAGCUGACAAGAAGAGCUCUAUGGAUUCAGCAGCUCUUCACAUGCUGUACGAGCUUGAACGAUUGGGCAAACUCAUUAUUGGUAUCUCAUGACCUAAUCCUCUUUUUUACCCAAUAACCUCCACCCUCGAAAUUCCUUUUUUUUUUUUGGUCCCUUUUGCUGGACAGAGGGUGUAGCUGUAAAUCAGGCUAAAUGCUAUUAUUUCACCCCAAAUCCCAUGUACGAAUGUAUGCAUAUAUUGUCUUAAAAGAAAAGAACAUGUUACAUUCA